AAUCAAAGAAAACCUGGCAGCGGAUGCAGACUGGGAGCCUCACCAGCUUAUUUUUAAGGAAGUGAGCACUCAUAAGCAGAAGAAUGUUUGUUUCUCUGUGCAGAAGAAAGUGUAUCCGCCAUCAGAAAGCAUGAAAGUCCUUGUUCUGUUUGUGUGCCUGUCAGUGGGCUGCCUCGCUCAGAGACCACAACCAUGCAGAUCCCCACCACUGCUGACUGGUAGCCUUUCUGUGUCUACUCAAAGUGAGAAGCUGACAGCCUACGCCAAGUACAGCUAUGAUGCACUGGGAAAGCGCUUCCGCAUCAGAGAGUUUGGAUCUUAUAAAAAUCAGACCUUCCGUUUUGAUGCACUGCUACUCUUCAAUCUGGGUGUUAUGUAUAAGAUCAACUACAGGAGACACACGUGUCACAAGAAGCCACUGAGUGUAGACUUCCACCCACUGGCGAUACCACAGGAUGCUUCCCUGCUUGGCCAGGUUGUAUUGGGCAGCUCCUCUGGCCCAGGGCAGGGUAUCCUGGUCAACACCUGGGCGGGGGAUCUCCAGAUGAAGAAUGGAACAGCCAAGUACAUGAGCACUGUCACUGAGUUUGGAUGUAUUCCUGUCAGCACUCUGUUUCAUACCAACAAAAGUGGAUGGGUGGUGACCAGCUUCUUCAACAAUGUCAUUGGACUAGUGGACCCUCAACAGCUCAUCCCUCCACCUUUCUGUAAGGGCUCCCAGCUGGAGGAAGAGGAUGGAGAGGAGCCUGUGACCUUCUUCAGCUUGUUUUAGAAUAAGCUGUUUUGUAGUGCACGAUGACGGUGAAUCCUGUAUGAUUCUUUGCACUGUAUUAUACUGUAUUACUCAGUCAGCUUCACUUGGUACGCUGCUUCAGGCUUGAUAUUCUUUCAUUCGUGUGUGCAUGUGUGAUAUUAAAUAGAUCGAGUGUCACUUUGUCAGGAGAAAUAAUAUAAGGAAACACACACACUCAAAUGGUGUAUGUUAAAUCAGACCUUUUCUUGUUCCCUUUUCAUAAUACCAUUAAAAGCAUUGUAAAAGCAUGA
This is a messenger RNA of Thunnus maccoyii (southern bluefin tuna), 1044 nucleotides long. Its product is annotated as ependymin-like. Gene Ontology annotation, biological process: cell-matrix adhesion. Lineage: Eukaryota; Metazoa; Chordata; Actinopteri; Scombriformes; Scombridae. Gene Ontology annotation, cellular component: lysosome; extracellular region. The transcript is spliced from 6 exons. Bases 131 to 772 code for a protein of 213 amino acids. Gene Ontology annotation, molecular function: calcium ion binding. The record is from RefSeq and is a predicted model, not a curated record.